Messenger RNA from Penicillium verrucosum, 891 nucleotides. RefSeq lists its product as uncharacterized. Bases 1 to 891 code for a protein of 296 amino acids. The record is from RefSeq and is a predicted model, not a curated record. The transcript has a single exon. Lineage: Eukaryota; Fungi; Ascomycota; Eurotiomycetes; Eurotiales; Aspergillaceae.
AUGAUUGAAAUCCAACCGAAAAGGGUGCUGGUCAGACCAACAGUAACCUUCGUGACGAUCAAGCCAAAACCGGAAGUAAAAGGCACGUCAGACAACAAGACGAAGAGCAAACCAGAGACGAAGAACAAAACAGACACCAGGAACAAAACAGAGACUAAACCCAAGCCUAAGCUGGAGACGAAGAACAAAACGGAGACAAAGCCCAAGCCCAAACCUGAGACGAAGAGCAAACCAGAGACGAAACCCAAGCCCAAACUGGAGACGAAGAGCAAGCUGGGGACGAAGAACAAAACGGAGACUAAACCCAAGUCCAAGCCGGAGACGCAGAACAAAACGGAGACGCAGAACAAAACGGAGACGAAGAACAAACUGGAGACGAAGCCCAAACCAGAGACGCAGAACAAAACGGAGACGAAUAACAAACUGGAGACGAAGCCCAAACCAGAGACGAAGAACAAAAUGGAGACGAAACCCAAACCCAAACCCAAGCUAGAGACGAAGAGCAAGUCGGAGGCGAAGGGCAAACCAGAGACGAAGAGCAAUACAAAGCCCGACGCAAAUCCCAAGUUAAGACCAGAGGCGAAGACCAAGAUAGAGGCAAGGAUCAACCCAAAACCAGGGACAAAGAAAACGCCAGACGACGGGAAGACGAAGACUAAGCCAGACGCAAAAGGAAACCCCAAGCCGGAGGCAAAGACCAACCCGAAGCCAGUAUCGAAGACUAAGGCAACCCUAGACCCAAAGAAGCCAGACACGAAGACGAAGAGCAAACCAGAAACAAAAACAAAGUCAGAAAGAAAGCUAAAGGUCGAGCCGAAGAAAAAGACCAACCCGGCGAAGAAUGUAACAAUCAAUUUGGAGACGACAACGAAGAUCCAGCUGGGAGGCUAG